Messenger RNA from Closterium sp. Yama58-4, 2121 nucleotides. The record is from the annotation of a GenBank genome assembly. NCBI's taxonomy places the organism in Eukaryota, Viridiplantae, Streptophyta, Zygnematophyceae, Desmidiales, Closteriaceae.
AUGGGCGUGCAGAAUGGCAUGUGGUCUUUCAAGGGGCCUUACGGAGGGCUUGAUUUGAUUAUCAUUCGUGGUUACCCACCCACCCAUGUGGCACGGCACCCAUUCUUUGCAGGCGCUAUUCUGAAGGCAUGUGGCAGAGAGAUGGGCGUGCCAGAUGGCAUGUGGUAUCCUGGCGCACCGUGUAACGCUGACUCGACGUGGCUUACGUGCGACCCUGAUGGCACUGUCAACGGCAUUGUCAUCCGCGAUAAGGGCAUCUCAGGAUCCAUCUGCUCCAAUAUAGGGCUCCUCACUACGCUGGUGAAGAUUGACAUGGCCAACAACUCGCUAUCAGGCUCGCUUCCCACCAGCCUUGGCAACCUUGCAAGACUGGCCGUCUUUAACCUUCAAAAGAACCGCUUGAGUGGAUACUUUCCCCCCACGCUCUCUCGCCUUGCCAGCCUGCAAAUGUUUGAUGUGAACACCAACAACCUGUCUGGGCCCCUCUAUUACCCCGUUGGAACUCUUUCAAACAUCAAGCUUAUCAACGUUGCCCGCAACAACUUCAGCGGAUCGCUUCCCACCUCCAUCUACACCCUCACCAGCCUGCAAGAGAUGGACGUCUCAGAGAAUUCUCUCGGGGGCUCCCUGCCUGUCUCUUCCAGCGCCCUUAGCGGCUUGCAAAUGCUCAACCUGGUCAACAACCGCUUCUCUGGCGAGUUACCAUCCUCUCUCGGCAAUCUCACGAGCCUCACUCGCAUGGAGCUAGGGAGGAACUCUUUCACGGGGUCUCUGCCAACUUCUCUUGGGAAACUCACUGCUCUCAUCAACCUCGGGCUACAGGGCAACAUGCUAGGAGGCUCCCUACCCUCACAGCUGGGAGCACUAAUCAGCCUGAACACGCUGGACGUGUCCAACAAUCAGCUCCGGGGCGCAAUUCCCCCCACCAUUGGGAACCUCUCUGCUCUCACUGACCUCAAAAUAGGGGGCACAGGCAUCACAUGCCCGUCAGCAGCAGGCCGGCCGCCAUGCGGUGUGUGGCAGGACCCCUCCUCUCUCUUCUGCCAGACCUGCCCCGCCUUCUGCGUCAACUGCUCCACUGCCGCCCUGCCGCCCAAGCCAGCAGCUCCCACCAGCCCACCCGCCGCCCCUUCUCCUCCCCCUGCUGCUGAAUCAUCCGCGCCCACCUCUCGCCAAGGCUUCAUUGUCGGAGUCGCUGUGGGGGUAGCGGCGCUGCUGCUGCUGGGAGCUCUUGGAAUCUAUCUCUGGUUCCGAUGCUCCUCCAAAGGCAAGCCCGAGGCCCCUCCCAUCCCCAGCCAGGGAGAGUUGACGCUGCAGCAGCGCAUGGAUGUGCUGGUGGGGGUGGCGCGGGGGUUGGAGUACCUCCACCAGUUUGACAUCGUGCAUCGAGACAUCAAGCCCGCCAACGUGCUGCUCGAUGCCAAAAUGCAGGCAAAGAUAUCGGACUUCGGGCUGGUGCGGAUAACGGAGGGCACCACAGUGAAUCCCACCCGAGUGGUCGGCACUCCGGGCUAUGUGGACCCCGCUUACUCGCGCACCAACAAGGCCACGCCCAUGGCAGAUGUUCACAGCUACGGUGUGCUGUUAUUGGAGGUGAUAACGCUGAAGCCAGUCAUCCUCUCUAUGAAUGGCGCUCAAUACAACAUCAAAGACUGGGUUCGCCCGUUUGUGGAGGAGAGCAGGGUGGCAGCAUUCAAGGACCCCCUCCUUCCGGAAGCUUGUGACGAUCUCAUUCUCUCGCUCGCCAAGAUCGGCCUCCAAUGCACCACCCUCCCCGCCUCCUCCCGACCCCCCAUGUCCGAAGUUUCCCGCAAGCUCGAAACCCUAAAAAGGGAGCAUUUUCACAGCAGCGGCAUGGACGGCCGAGAUCCGUCGGACGUGGACCAACGACUGGCUAAGAUUGAUCAGGAGCUUGACAGGCGGGCGGAAUCAGGAUUGUCGAUCCAAGCGGAGUUUGUUCGGCUGAAUAUUAUGUCGGAAAGUGGGGAGUAUAUUAAGGAGACUGGGAUUUCUGUUGCUACUGGUGGUUACUCCAACCGGUCUUCAGGGGUGCUGCUGCAGUCUCAGGAGAUUUCCCAGGAGUUCUGUCAGGAGAUUCCCAGUGGCAGGUACAAAAACUGA